UUCUUUUUCAUUUUCUCUCUUUCUUUCAACAUCAAGCAAUUUAUAGCACCAAAGAAACAAACAAGUUUCUCACUCUUUCAGCUGACGCCUUAGUUUAGAUUCAUUCAUCUUCUUUUUCACUCUAUUCUUCAUUUUCCUCAUAUUCAUUUCUUAAAACUUUUUCCAAGACUUCCCAUAAAAUCUGAUCCAUUUCUGAAAUCAAUCACUUUGUUUUCCACUUUUUUUCCUUCUGAAUUUGAAGUUGCAAUCUUUUUAGUGAAUUUCUAUUUGGGUUUUUCUAGAUUUUGAAAAAUAGGGGGUGAAUCAAAAAGUUUAUUUUUGAUAUUUUCUUGGAUUUGGGUCUGGUUGUGAGAAGUUUGAAGUGGGUCUUUUAUUAAUCUAAGCAUUUGAUUUGUUGGAUUUUCUUGGAAUUUUUUACCCCAUGAUUGUCCUUUGAAGUGGGAAUUGAUUUGUGUGGUGGAUUAUAUUUGAUAAUUGUGAGAGAUUGAUUUAGAGAGAUGGCUGCAAAAGAGUUGAUAGAGAUCAAAUUCAGGCUUGCUGAUGGCAGUGAUAUUGGACCCAAUAAGUAUAUGCCCAACACCAGAGUUGAUACUCUUAAAGAAAAGAUUAUUGCUCAGUGGCCCAAAGAUAAAGAUUAUGGGCCAAAGACAAUAAAUGAUGUGAAGCUUAUUAAUGCUGGAAGGAUACUUGAGAAUAAUAAAACACUUGGUGAAUCCAGACUUCCAGUUGCUGAAGUACCAGGAGGUGUCAUAACUAUGCAUGUUGUUGUACGCCCUCCUAUGAAUGACAAAAGCAGUGAUAAACUGCAGGACGAUUCCCUGAAGAAAGGCAGCUGUGGAUGCACAAUAUUGUGAUCCAUCUGACCAGAUAAUAAGAAUUACGCCAUGUUUAGUAAGAUCCCAUAGCUCAUGGAUUUUUCAGUAGCGGAACUUUUGGAUGCUUUAAGAAGUAAUCUUGAACGUUAGUGGAAUCCAAGAUGUGAAAUGACGAAAUUUGAAGUUCAAAUAUCAUUGAAGCUCUUUGCUUUUACCUUUUUUCCUUCUCUUUUCAUUGUUUUACCUUUAGAUUUCAGCUUGGUAAUCUAGAAGGCAAAAAGGGAUUGGUGCCAUUGCUGUGUAGGAACUUCUGUGGAAAGGAUGUAAAAGUUUUACUUUCUUUUCCAGGUGGGGGUAUUGGUAUUGGGGGCAAACUAGUUACAAGCACAAACGAACCAAAAGAGCUGUUAAAAAUCAUAGAUGGUUUGAUUUCAUUUGAUUCCAAAUUCAGGCAUUUGUACCUUGUUACGCUAUUUCUUCUGUUAUUGAAGCUCCAUUGUCUAUGGCA
Molecule: messenger RNA, 1323 nt
Organism: Nicotiana tabacum (common tobacco)
Lineage: Eukaryota; Viridiplantae; Streptophyta; Magnoliopsida; Solanales; Solanaceae
Product: membrane-anchored ubiquitin-fold protein 3
Molecular function (GO): protein binding
Source: RefSeq, a predicted model, not a curated record